AAUUGUUGGUCUUGCUUACUUUCUAUCCACUCCUUUACUUGCGAUCGUCAACAUGACAAACGGCGAACUCAUAGACGGCCAGGUCUCUGAGAACCAGUGCAAGUUAGCGGUCAACGCUCUCCUCACUCAUGCUCUGAAGGUCGAGGAGAAAAAAGCCGAGAACGAACUGCUUCUGGGCAAGGAGCAGAACGUAUGGCUGGUCUUAACGGUGAAACAGAUGCAGCCUGAGAGGAAACUCAAACCAUACAAGAUACCCAUCAUGCAUCCUCUGGUUGACCCUCGCACAUCAUCCGUCUGCCUCAUCACGAAAGAUCCUCAACGAGAGUACAAAGACCUCCUUGAGAAGCACAGCAUACGUUUCAUCUCGCGAGUUGUUGGGAUCUCAAAGCUGAAGGGAAAGUUCAAGCCGUACGAAGCGAGACGGAUGUUGCUGAAAGAGAACGAUUUGUUCCUGGCGGACGAUCGCGUCAUUCCAUUACUUCCUGGUCUUCUUGGGAAGAAGUUUUUUCAGGCAAAGAAACAGCCCAUCCCAGUAUCUCUGACGAGAAAAGAUCUCAAGGAUGAGCUUGAGCGUGCUAUCUCGUCUACCUACUUCCACCAAAAUCAGGGCACAUGCACUUCCGUAAAGAUCGGCACACUCCUGCAGAAGCCAUCGCAGGUGCUUGAUAACCUCAAAACCGCACUUCCAGCCAUUGUUAAACAUAUUAAAGGAAAAUGGGACAACAUCCAGAGCUUCCACAUCAAAACGAAUUCUUCCACCAGUCUGCCAAUCUGGAGUUGUCACCUUGGAGCAGAAGAAGGUGCCCGGUGGGCUGGUCUGGUGAUGGACGAUAUUCCCGAGGACGAGAGUGAGAUCGAGGAAAAUACAGAAGGUCGUGCUGAUGAGGGCAGCGAGGUUCAGGUCAUUGCGUCGAACGCAGCGAGAGCCAAAGGAAAGAAGAACGCGGAGGCAGACAGGGCAGUGGCGAAACCCAAGGAGCAGAAAGGAAAGGGGAAGAAACGGGUGGCAGAAGAAGACGCUGAUAAACCAAAGAAGAAGGCAAAGGCGAGCCCAAUACUUGGUUCCAUCGGUUCCGGAUCCGCAAGUGCCGUUCAGCCUCCUGCGAUUAAUGCUUCUGCUAAGAAGUCCAAGAAGAGCAAAGCUGUAUCUGCCGUGUCUCAUGCUCCCCACCCCACCCUGGAUAUCUCCGUCGAUGCCGAGACCUUGAAUGAUGCAGCAAAAGAGAAGCAGUCACCAGCGCUAACAGAGAACACUGCCCCAGCCAAGAAGCUGAAGAGAAAGAAGGCUGGCGCUUCACCAUCUGAUGUACAAACUGCUGCUGAGAGCGUAGCUUUGCCCUCUGACGCUGCCCCUCUUACAUUAUCGGUCGCAGAGAAGAAGAACACUCGCGCUUCUGCGGUGGACUUCUUCGAGGAUGACCCGUCGCAAGCGGCGGUCUUGGCUCCGAUAACGACGGAUGUACAGUCGUUCAGUAGCACGACGAAGAAAAAGAGGGAAGUAAAGCAGACAGAGGCCGACAGUUCCGCAGGGAGAACGGAUGAUCCCGCGGUCUCCGUAAAGGUGAGCAUCGAGGCUGCGGAGGCGGUAUCUACGAAGCCGAAGAAGCGCAAGGCAAAGCCUGCCGAUGCUCAGCCUAAAGCCACGAGCCUCCUCGCUCCUACUCCGUCGACCACACCUUCCAAGAGCGAGCUGAAGCGGAAACGCACUGUGGAGGGAGCAGCGAAGAAGAGGGAGAAGGUUUUGCAGAGUACGCCGGCAGCGAAGAGCGCGAAGCGUGCUAUUGUUGGUAAGAAACGAUUCUGAAAGCGUGAAGCUAUCAUUGGGGAUUCUCUUUGAUGUGUUGCGUGGGCACAUUAUGCUGUUUUUCCAUUUUGUUAGGCCAUUGUGUGUGCGUCACGCCGAGUGAUCUGGGGGUUUGAGCAGCAAAUCCCACAGUAAUGUCUGCCUAUCGUUCUCCAAGGAAAGUACGAUACAGUGGUG
Molecule: messenger RNA, 1981 nt
Organism: Laetiporus sulphureus 93-53
Lineage: Eukaryota; Fungi; Basidiomycota; Agaricomycetes; Polyporales; Laetiporaceae
Product: ribosomal protein L1
Exons: 5
Coding region: 53-1804 (583 amino acids)
Source: RefSeq, a predicted model, not a curated record